AUGGAUCCAUAUGGCGGCAGUGACUCAUCUGGUGCAGUUAGUACGUCGUAUAAUCGUGUGAGCAUAGUAAUUCAACGAAUGUUGGAUCGUGCCACUCCGUUUAUAGCAUUACGAUGGCUAUUUAAUUUAUUUUUAUUAGUAUUAUUUGCACUGCGUAUAUUUUUUAUUCAUGGAUUUUAUAUAAUCGCUUAUGGCCUUGGAAUAUUUUUAUUAAAUCAAUUUAUUUUAUUUUUAACACCAAAACAAGAUCCAUCUUUGAGUAGUUUAGACAAUGAUGAUGAUCAUGCGCCAACUUUACCAACACGUGCUAACGAAGAAUUUCGUCCAUUUAUGAGACGACUACCGGAAUUUAAAUUUUGGAAUACAACAUUGAAAGCUUUAAUUAUCAGUUUAUUAACAACCUUAUUUGAUAUAUUUGAUGUGCCAGUAUUUUGGCCAGUAUUAGUGAUUUAUUUUUUCACUUUAUUUUUUUUAACAAUGAGACAAAGAAUUGCUCAUAUGAUUCAAUUUCGUUAUGUACCAUUCUCCUACGGAAAAGUACGUUAUCAAGGAAAAAAUGAUUUAAUAAAAUCAACAGGAAACGUGAUUAAAGAAAUGGGUAUUCACAAUUUAGCUAAACUAAUUGCUGAUCAAUGCCCGCAAGCCAUAAAAGAAGGUGAAAUGAAAACUUAUUUUGGUCGUAAAAUUGCUAUCGAUGCUUCCAUGAGUAUCUAUCAGUUUUUAAUUGCUGUACGACAAGAUGGUCAAAAUUUAACAAAUGAAAAUGGUGAAACAACAAGCCAUUUAAUGGGCAUGUUUUACCGUACAAUACGUAUGGUUGAAAAUGGUCUUAAACCUGUUUUUGUAUUUGAUGGAAAACCGCCACAAAUGAAAUCGCAAGAAUUACAAAAACGACAAGAAAAACGUUCAGAAGCUGAAUCAGAAGUGGCAAAAGCAGCUGAAGCCGGUGAUGAGGAGGCAUUUGAUAAAUUUUCUCGUCGUACAGUCAAGGUAACUCGUGAACAUAAUGAAGAAUGUAAAAGAUUAUUAAAAUUAAUGGGUAUACCGUAUGUCGAUGCACCCACAGAAGCAGAAGCACAAUGUGCAGCUUUAUGUAAAGCUGGAAAAGUUUAUGCUGUUGGUACAGAAGAUAUGGAUGCAUUAACAUUUGGUGCUAAUGUACUUGUUCGACAUUUGACAUUCAGUGAAGCAAGAAAAAUGCCUAUACGUGAAUAUUCAUUGGCCAAAGUAUUACAAGGUCUAGAUUUAUCAACAGAUGAGUUUGUUGAUUUAUGUAUAUUACUUGGCUGUGAUUAUUGUGAUUCAAUUAAAGGGAUUGGUCAGAAACGUGCUUUAGAGUUAGUUAAACAAUAUCGUACAAUUGAAACAGUUCUUAAACAUAUCGAUAAAAAAAAACAUCCAAUUCCAGAAGAAUGGCCAUUCGAAGAAGCACGCCAAUUAUUCAAAACACCAGAUGUUAUUGAUGGCAAUACUGUUGAUCUCAAAUGGGAUGAACCUGAUGAAGCUGGUCUUAUCGAAUAUAUGGUCAAAGAUAAAGGAUUUAAUAAAGAGAAUUAA
Didymodactylos carnosus is the source of this 1557-nucleotide messenger RNA. NCBI's taxonomy places the organism in Eukaryota, Metazoa, Rotifera, Eurotatoria, Philodinida, Philodinidae. The record is from the annotation of a GenBank genome assembly.